CACAGGAGUGUACCCACAGCAUUUGGUGUCCUGAAAAGUGUUAUGUGGCCGUGGGCAUGUGAGACGGUGUUUGAAUGAUGCUAAGUGCGGAAAGAUGGCGGCAUGUAUAGGCGAAUGGAAGUGAAUCAUGGAUUAGUUUGAAGAUCAGUUUCAUCCUAACCUUCCAAGAACCAUGGGCCAAUCAUCUACUGCCGCCAUCGUUGUGGGACUUGUUCUUUCUUUAGUCUGUUCUCAUUUUAGUAGCGGAGAGCCAAGAGGUUUCCGCCAAUCUUUGUUGUCUGAUUCGAAUAAGACCUCGUCCGAAUCCAACAAUCGGGAGGGAAAAGUGUUUUCCCUCUUUAACAUUGUUCAGUUCAAGAAUGAAGGCUGUCGAAGCUCAAGCACCAUAAGCAGCGGCGGGACCGGAUCAACCAAUCGGAACGGCACUUGUUACACGUCCACCGAAUGCGCCACGAGGGGUGGAUCAGCAGCUGGAUCUUGCGCUGCCGGGUUUGGGGUCUGUUGUGUGUUCUUGGUUUCUAGAUCUGGAGCCACGGUAGCUCAGAACUGCACAUAUUUGCGAAAUCCGAGUUUCCCUAAUGCUUACGCGGAAACAUCACAAGUGUCUUACAACAUUCAGAAAUGCGACAGAAGUGUCUGCCGAUUGCGUUUGGACUUUGAAUCGUUCACCAUUCUGGGAACAGGAAACACACUAGAAUUUGUAGAUGAAACCAAUCAAGGAGGGACGUGCUUGGAUAUGUUCACAAUAUCGACGAACACCGGAAAUUCAUUUCCUAUUAUAUGCGGACAAAAUACAGGACAGCACAUUUAUGUGGAAAUGGGUUGUCUGGAAUCUGACACAGCCACAUUAAACUUCAACUUUAAUGGUGCCACUGCAGUUAGAAUGUGGGAAAUCAAAGCCACUCAGGUGAAAUGCAACACAGAGGGACAACCCCAAAACUGCGGCUGCCUUCAAUACCACACGGGUUUGACGGGCAGGAUAACUACGUUCAACUUCCUUCCAACGAAUGACAAUCAUUUGGCCAAUCAAGAAUAUUCGAUUUGCAUUCGCCAGGAGGCUGGAAUGUGUUGUGUUGAAUACUUGCCUUGCGCUGAUACCAGCUCAUACUCUUUGGAAGGCAUACCCGAUGACGUAAAUAAGCAAGAUUCCCAAUGUAGUAAGGACUACGUGGGCAUUGAAGGAGGCAGCGCCACUUGUAAUGCUAGUCCAGGCGACGUGCUUUUCACCCGAUUUUGUGGUACCGUCUUCACCACUGGAAUAGCUGCCACCUUGAACAUGCCCAUCUGUGAUUGUUCCAAGCCAUUUCGUUUGGAUAUUUUUACUGAUGAUAAAUCUGAUAAUGCAAUUGACGAUAUGGAAAAUGAAGAGCAUUCAAGAG
Molecule: messenger RNA, 1379 nt
Organism: Tigriopus californicus
Lineage: Eukaryota; Metazoa; Arthropoda; Copepoda; Harpacticoida; Harpacticidae
Exons: 12
Source: RefSeq, a predicted model, not a curated record